UUCAACCUUUUUGUAAACAUUCAUCCCAUGUAAAAUACAACACGAAGAAUCAAGGUUAGCACCGAUUUGCAUCUUUGAAACUAUUUUGAAGCGUAUGGCUGAUCAAAUUCAGUCUGUCAUCUCAUCAGUGGGAAAGUGGGUACCUUCUUUUUUCCCCCGGAAAGAAAUUGAGAAAGUUAUAGUACGAGAGGUGCAAAUGAUCGGCAUCCCUCCAACAGCACGGAUAUUUUUCCGUGUUGCCGGUAUUUCUGGUGCCAUAGCCGUAGCUCUUGGUGCUUAUGGCUCUCACGUUUUUCGUCAAAAGGAAGUUGAUCAACGCUUGAAAGAACAGCCUACUAAUCAAACAGAUAUAUCACACUAUAGAAGGGAGACUUUUGAAAUCGCCAACAAGUACCACUUUAUCCAUACCCUUGCUCUGUUAGCAAUACCAUUAACCAGAAAGCCGUUACUGAGUGGAUCUUUAAUGACAGCCGGUCUUGUUCUCUUCUGUGGAAGCUGCUACUACCACGCCAUCACAAACAACAUGAGCAUUAGAAAAGUGACACCUUAUGGCGGUUUCCUGCUUAUCUUUGCCUGGGCCUCCAUGGCCCUCUGAGAUUUGCUGAAGAAGGAAUGUCUUUAAGCAAUGUUGUGAUUGGUUUGUGCAGUUAUAGUUUUAAUAUUUUUUUGCAGUUUAGUUGCAGUAUUUUUAUAGAUUACAUUUAGAGAGAAACAGUUGUUUUAAAUUUUUUGCGACAAUGACAAAAAGUUUACUGUAUUUAAUCGUAAACAACAGAAAUAAUCAUUGACGAUUUAACUUUUUAAAUCUUUUAUUUAAUUCCUAUUGUUUUUAAAUGCAGUAUAGUUUUUCAUUUAGUUAUAGUACUUUUUAAAAAUAAUAAACUGGUCAAAUCAUUAGGGUGAUGUACCAGUGUUAUAGAUAUAAUGUUUUGUAAAAAAAAGGUGAAUUUUAAGUUUAUUAAGAACAGUCAUUUUCUUUCUCAUUUGUGUACAAAUAUUUUUAUUGGCUGGAUGAAUACGAUGGAGUAAGUGGAUUUUUUGUGUAUGUUGACUUCUAAAUUGUUUGUUAGCACUGUUGUGGAUGUGAAUGAUGAAAUGGUGAUGUUGAUGUGUCUCUGAAAUUCAAAUUUAGUAUGACUGUUUCUGCGAGACCAUUACUUCAUGUCUUUGAGAUAAAAUUUUAGAUUAAACCUUGGCAAUAAAAUUUGUUAAAUUA
This is a messenger RNA of Physella acuta, 1216 nucleotides long. Its product is annotated as transmembrane protein 256 homolog. Lineage: Eukaryota; Metazoa; Mollusca; Gastropoda; Physidae. Gene Ontology annotation, cellular component: membrane. The record is from RefSeq and is a predicted model, not a curated record.